Amphimedon queenslandica is the source of this 1512-nucleotide messenger RNA. Its product is annotated as tankyrase-2-like. Gene Ontology annotation, molecular function: protein binding. NCBI's taxonomy places the organism in Eukaryota, Metazoa, Porifera, Demospongiae, Haplosclerida, Niphatidae. The transcript is spliced from 4 exons. Bases 1 to 1512 code for a protein of 503 amino acids. The record is from RefSeq and is a predicted model, not a curated record.
AUGGAUGCGGUUGCUCGUGUUGCUCUCUUCUCUGCUUAUUGUUCAGGUGAUAUUGAUCGUGUUGUUAGUUUAAUUGAUGCUGGAGCGUCUCCUUUUACUACUAACGAUGAAGCUUGUAUUAAUGGAAUAACAGAAUGUGUUCAAUUAUUACUGUCACGUUCCCCACCUACAGAUAAUAUAUUUGAAUUAAGUAACAAUGCUGGUUUAUCUCCAUUACUAGCAGCAACAAAUAUCAAAUAUUUAGAAAUAGUGAAGCAUCUCAUUGAAUCUACUGACUGUGAUAUUAAUGUUAGAGAAGAGGGAACUGGGUCCACUCCAUUACAUAAAGCAUGUUAUAAUGGAUCACUGUCAAUAGUAGAAUAUUUGAUAUCUAAACCACAGUGUGACAUUGAAGCUAAAGACAAUGAAGGAAACCAACCACUUUAUUAUGCAGCAUGUCAAGGACACAAGGAAAUAGUUUCAAUAUUAGGAAAGAAAGUGAGGGAGGAUGGUUUAUCUAAAUGUAUGGAAUCAGCAAAGCGACUAGCAGAACCAGAUAUAAUGGAACUAUUAAAUGAUUGUUAUGAAGAUAGGAGAUCAUUAAUAAAUGCAUGUUAUUUUGAAAUUGUUAAAAUUCUGACUAAUCAUCCACAAUGUAAUAUUGAAGCUAAAAGCUUAUCCAAUGAUAGACCACUACACAAAGCAUGUGAAUCAGGAAGUAUAGACAUUGUACGCCAUCUUGUGAUUGACAAACACUGUGAUGUUAAUGCUAAAGCGGGGUGGAGUAACUAUACACCAUUACAUUUUGCAUGUGAUAAUGGUCAUUUUGAAAUUGUUAAACUUCUGACUAAUCAUCCACAAUGUAAUAUUGAAGCUGAAGAUGAUUGGAAUAACAGACCACUACACAAAGCAUGUGAAUCUGGAAAUGUAGAAAUUCUACGUCAUCUUGUGAUUGAUAAACACUGUGAUGUUAAUGCUGAAGGGAGGAAUGGCUAUACACCAUUACAUGCGGCAUGUUUAAAUGGUAAUUUUGAAACUGUUCAAUUUCUUACUAAUCAUCCACAAUGUAACAUUGAAGCUAAAAGUUAUCAUAAUAAAAGGCCAUUAGAUUUAGCUUUUCAUCAUAAACCUCCUACUAAAAGUCAUAUGGACAUUGUCGAUUAUCUCAUUGACGUUAAAGGUUGUAAUACUCAGGGUAUUGAUAGGAAGGCUACUAAUUUUCUUCAUAUUCGUCAAUCCAGUGGUAUAGCAUUAAUACAUGUUGUUAAGUGUAUAUUGACAGGCCCUCCUGGUGCUGGUAAGAGUACAUUAAAGAAGAGACUCCUCAAUCAAUCUCUUGAUACAGGUCCUUCUCUUAGUACUGGUGUAAUUGAUGCAGCUGUACAAGUUAAUUCAUUUCGUAAACUAUCACAGCACAAUGCAGUAGUGACUACAGAAUGGAAGGAACAGGGACUUGAUGAAGAAGCUAUACUGAUCACUAAGAAACUAUUACCAGCAAACAACACAUCAGAUGAAAAUUACCAGAAGAAAUAG